AAAUUCAGAAAAAUAAAAUAUUAAAUUUUUGAUUAAAUUUCAACUAAAGUACCAAAAUGAUUUGUCCGAAACGCACGACGGAAUUGUUGGAGCAAUUCUUGGAACCUUUUAAGGACAAGGAUCCAGCCUGGGAAAUCGGUGUGUCGAAAAUUGCCGGUCGCGGUGUCUUUACAACGCGUAACAUUAAACGUGGCGAAGUGAUCUUUCGAGAUAUGCCUCUGCUUAUUGGUCCGGCUGCACGCAAAGAGGACACCUUGAAUUCCUGUUCGGUGUGUUUCAAACUUUUGCCCGACACGAAAUUUAUGUGCCGCCAAGGCUGUGGUCUGCCGAUUUGUAAUUUAUGCCAGAAAAAGAAACAACACAAAGCCGAUUGUGCCCUUUUCAAGUCGUGGGAACCCUGUGAACCGGAGGUGGCCAAUUCGUUGAUUAUUCGCCUGCUGUGUCCAGCCAGGGCCAUUAAUUGUACCAAGGAGCAAAGGGAUUUAAUGUAUUGCCUGCAGGCCACUUUGGAUAAUAACCAUCGCACCGAGGUGCGCAAUGCAGCCAAGUGUUUCCGCAAAUUUCCCACCGACAAGAAGCUGAUCGACAUCAUGAAUCGUGCUGUGGCCGUGUUGCGUACAAAUGGCUUCGAUGAGACAUCGGAUCGUACCAAUGAUAAUCAGGAAUUUUUCUAUCGUGCCCUGUUCCCCCUUUUCGCACUGGUCAAUCAUGAUUGUGUUCCGAAUUCGUAUUAUACGUUUGAGGAGAAAACCAACAACAUGAUUGUAAGGGCCUCGGUGGAUAUACCAUCGGGUACGGAGAUUACCACAACUUAUACGAAAUUGUUUACGGGAAAUAUUGCUCGUCAUUUGUUCCUGAAGAUGAAGAAAACGUUCACCUGUAAAUGUCAGCGGUGCUCAGAUCCAACUGAAAAAGGUGCCUUCAUAUCAGCCGUCUAUUGUCGUGACACCAAUUGCCCCGGUCUCGCUGUGCCCGAAGUAACUGGCAUGCCGCAACCGAACUGGAAUUGUUUGGAAUGUAAACAGAAGUCGCCACACGCUCCAAUGUCAAAGGCCCAAGAUUUGGCCGUGGGUGCCAUCAAUGCCAAAACCAAUUCGAAUUCAUUGAAAACUCUCAUCCAGUACAUCAAAGAGAAAAGUUCCAGUUUCAUACCCGAAAGUAAUUAUUGUAUUAUCGAUGCCAAGUUGCAGGUCAUAUCGAGGCUGAGUAAGAGCCUCGAAGACUGUGGCGAAGAAUCGGCUGGCACAAAGGCACAGUUUUGUCAGGAUAUUUUGGAUAUUAUGGAUAAAUUGGGACUGGGUGAUUGUGUUAUGCGUACCUAUUUGGAGACCGAGAAGGCCAAGUGAAUGCCCACCAUAUGAUAUACAUAUAUACACACACACACAAAUGUAAUUUGUUGAGCGAGGCCAAGCCACAUGAGAGAGUAAUAAAAACGAAAUGAAUGAAGGGUAUUAAAAGAUCAUCAUUGGACAAAGGAGAUUAAGUUUCGAUGAUGAUGAUAAUAAUGUAAAUGAUUUGAAAUAAAACAAAAACAAGAAUAAAUAUUAUUUAUGUAUUCGAAUAAGAUUAUUAUUUUAUAUAUUUUAUGUUUAAAAAGUACAGAUGUGCAAUAAUUUAUU
Messenger RNA from Musca domestica (house fly), 1619 nucleotides. Its product is annotated as SET domain-containing protein SmydA-8-like. The coding region runs from base 57 to 1346 and encodes 429 amino acids. Gene Ontology annotation, molecular function: protein binding. Lineage: Eukaryota; Metazoa; Arthropoda; Insecta; Diptera; Muscidae. The transcript is spliced from 2 exons. The record is from RefSeq and is a predicted model, not a curated record.